AUGGCGCCCUCUCCCUCGCCGUACAUCUGCUUUAAUUGCAGAUUAACGCCCCAAAAUGCAUUGACCCGACUUCAGCGACGCACCUUCUCCACCACCCGGCGCCACCAGCAGAUUCUCCGUCCUGCGACUGCGCCAAAGCCCACGCCGGACGUGAAGCAUAUCCGCAACAAUGUCGAGCUCUACGCCCGGAAUUGCAUAGACAGGAACUACGCCGGCCAUGCGGAACCUGAAGUCGCCGCGCUCACGGAUAAAGCAGCUGGAAAAAAGAUCGCCGAGCUGGCCAUCGCGGCGAAACAAACCCCCGCCAACGGGACACAGAGCAGGGAGAAAGGGUUGGAGUCAGAGGGAGAACUGGAAAGCCUCAAGUCCGAGGCGCAGCGCUUGAAGGACGACUCGCACGCCAUGACCAUCCGCAAGUCCAAUUGUACCGAUGAGAUCCACCAACUCGCCCUGUCCCUCCCGAAUCUGUCAUCCGCCGAGACCCCCGUCGGCGACGUCCCCCGUCUCGUCAACUACCUCAACUUUGACCCCCAAGCACCACCCGCCUGGACGCGUCAGUCACCCGCCGAGCUCCAGGCUCGGUCGCACGUCGCCAUCGGCACCGAGCUCGGCCUCCUCGACUUCACAAGCUCGGCAACCACGACCGGAUGGGGGUGGUACUUCCUCGUCAACGAAGGCGCCAUGCUCGAGCAAGCGCUGGUCCAGUACGCGCUGGGCGUGGCACGCCGCCGCGGCUGGAAGAUGGUCGCCCCGCCAUCCAUCGUCUACUCCUACAUCGCCGAGGCAUGCGGCUUCCAGCCGCGUGACCAGCACAACGAGCAGCAGAUCUGGUCGAUCGAGCAGAACGAGCGCGACCGCGACACCAAGCCGCCGCGCUCGCUAACGGCCACCGCGGAAAUCCCCCUCGCGGCCAUGUACGCGGGCCGCGAGAUCCGUGCCGCAGAGCUCCCCAUUAAACUGGUGGGUGCGAGCCGGUGCUAUCGUGCGGAAGCCGGCUCGCGCGGUGUAGACACGAAGGGGCUGUACCGCGUACACGAGUUCACCAAGGUCGAGCUGUUCGGCUGGGCGGAUAUUCUCGACGCCGCAACCGGCCAGCCGACCUCGGACACGCUCUUUACCGAGCUGCUCGACAUUCAAACGGAGAUCCUGACGGCCCUCGGGCUCCCCUGCCGUGUACUGGAGAUGCCGACCGGCGAUCUGGGCGCUAGCGCAACCCGCAAGCGCGACAUCGAGGCGCUCUUCCCCUCGAGAUACCGCCCUGCGGCUGCCGCCUCGAGCGCUGUCGACCCAGCGGUGUCAGAGCUUGAAUCUGCCUGGGGCGAGGUCACCUCUGCCUCCAUCUGUACCGACUACCAGAGCCGGCGACUAGCGACCCGUGUCCGCGGCAGUGUGCCGAAGGAGUCGCGGUUCCCGCAUACCGUCAAUGGAACUGCUAUGGCUGUUCCACGGGUGCUAGCCGCUAUUCUGGAGCAUGGGUGGGAUGCGGAGCGUGGUGUGGUAGUUGUGCCGGAGGUCCUGCGGCCCUGGAUGGAUGGCAUGGAGAUCAUUGGCCGGCGGGACUAG
Penicillium canariense is the source of this 1563-nucleotide messenger RNA. Its product is annotated as putative serine--tRNA ligase DIA4. Gene Ontology annotation, cellular component: mitochondrion. Gene Ontology annotation, biological process: mitochondrial seryl-tRNA aminoacylation. Gene Ontology annotation, molecular function: ATP binding; serine-tRNA ligase activity; tRNA binding. The record is from RefSeq and is a predicted model, not a curated record. Bases 1 to 1563 code for a protein of 520 amino acids. Lineage: Eukaryota; Fungi; Ascomycota; Eurotiomycetes; Eurotiales; Aspergillaceae. The transcript has 2 exons.